Messenger RNA from Solanum lycopersicum (tomato), 1554 nucleotides. Its product is annotated as probable protein phosphatase 2C 10. Gene Ontology annotation, biological process: peptidyl-threonine dephosphorylation. Gene Ontology annotation, molecular function: protein serine/threonine phosphatase activity. The record is from RefSeq and is a predicted model, not a curated record. Lineage: Eukaryota; Viridiplantae; Streptophyta; Magnoliopsida; Solanales; Solanaceae.
AAAGUCAAAUUUGGGAAAGACAUACCCAAACCGAAGGGAAUCGAAGACCUUGUUCUUCAACGACGAAAACACAACCUCCAUAUAAACACUUUGUCUGUUUAAUCAACAGAAAAGUCAACUGGUACGCAUACCCAUAUCAUUGAACACUUUGGUAAUACUGCAAGGUUGUCUGUUUUAGGGAUUAUAUAAAAUUGAUGUUAAUUAGUAGAGGAGUAGUUACUUUUUAUGGAUAACUUAUGCUGCUUCAGUUCUGCUAAUUCUCAGGGUGGAGUAAUUUGGUUUAAGGUUGUUCUCUUUCAAAUUGUUUACUACCUUUUGCUGUUUGCUGUGGGAACCAAGCCAUGUUAGGAUCGAGCAGAUGUUGCUUCGCCCAGCUUUAACAUAUACUUCCUUUAAACCUUUAAAUCUUAAGCAGCUUGCAGGAGGACGGUCAUCAGGUGGCAAAGGAAGAAGCCAUCAAGGGCCUGCCAAGUAUGGGUUCACCCUGGUUAAGGGGAAAGCAAAUCAUCCAAUGGAGGAUUAUCAUGUUGCUAAAUUCAUGCAGUUGCGCAAAGGGGAACUAGGACUUUUUGCUAUUUAUGAUGGGCAUUCAGGAGACAAUGUGGCUGCCUAUUUACAGAAACAUUUGUUCUCCAAUAUCUUAAAAGAGGAGGAUUUUUGGACCGACCCUCAUAGCUCAAUCUUACAAGCUUACGAGAGAACAGAUCAGGCUAUUCUCUCACAUAAUCCUGAUCUAGGACAAGGAGGGUCGACUGCAGUGACUGCAAUACUUAUAAAUGGGCGAAAGCUAUGGAUAGCAAAUGUUGGAGAUUCCAGAGCAGUGCUUUCAAAGAGGGGGAAGGCGAUACAAAUGAGCAUUGAUCAUGAACCACACACAGAGCGGGGAAGCAUUGAGAACAAAGGUGGCUUUGUCACAAAAAUGCCAGGAGAUGUUGCUAGAGUGAAUGGUCAACUAGCUGUAUCUCGCGCUUUUGGAGACAAGAACCUGAAAUCACACUUGCGCUCUGAUCCUGAUGUAACAACCAUUGAUGUUGAUGGAGAUACAGAUCUUCUCAUCCUUGCAAGUGAUGGCCUAUGGAAGGUAAUGUCUAAUCAAGAGGCAGUUGACAUCGCGAAGAAGGUUAAGGACCCACAGAAGGCAUCCAAGCAAUUAGCCAUCGAAGCGUUAACUAGAGAAAGUAAAGAUGAUAUCUCAUGCAUCGUUGUCCGAUUUAAGGGGUAAGUGAAUGAUGACUAGUGUGCAGAAGUUAAAACUCUAUAGUUGUAAGAAUGAGAUUCAACUCCUAGUUUCAUAGAAGCUUGAAAUCUCCAGAAUCCAGCAUAAGUAUUUGUAUUUAUACAUGUACGAUCCCUUGCCCCUUGUUUGUAAUUUUCAAGUUGUUCAUUCAGUUUGUGUGGUAAUUAUCUUUUUUUUUCCUACUAAUAGAUUAGAUUCUUGAGGAUUGAAUUUUGUGUAAUUUGCAUAAAUACUUGCUUUUGUAAGCAAAACAUUUCUUGGUGUAAUCAUGAUAAUGGUCAAGGCAAACCUAUACUGUAUGUGUAUGAUUGUAUAUA